Pimephales promelas (fathead minnow) is the source of this 1987-nucleotide messenger RNA. RefSeq lists its product as uncharacterized. The record is from RefSeq and is a predicted model, not a curated record. NCBI's taxonomy places the organism in Eukaryota, Metazoa, Chordata, Actinopteri, Cypriniformes, Leuciscidae. Gene Ontology annotation, biological process: proton motive force-driven ATP synthesis. Gene Ontology annotation, cellular component: proton-transporting ATP synthase complex. Gene Ontology annotation, molecular function: proton transmembrane transporter activity.
GUGUCAGUCUGAUGACGCAACUUCUUUUGGCUUCACAGAACAAUUUGAACAACUUGAUUAAGUUUAUCUGUUUAUGUAUACUUUUUGUGUCUUACACUAGAACACUAAUCUUGCUUGGUCUGCACAACCGUUGUUAACUGAGAGCCUUAAUUCAGUUUUAAUCCCGUUCAACUGCAUGUCCUGAUUUCCGAUGGACGCGUAAACAAGAGGUGUCUAUGAAAAACACUGUCGAAGAGUCGAAAGAGAGCAACACCAAAGCGCUGAAAGGGAGCCUUCAAGUGUUGACUUCUGAGGGAUGUUCGCAAUUAUGUCCUUCCAGAGAGUUUGGCGUUUGAGGGUUUUGAAGAAGUUCCAUUGGUUGGACGACUCUGUUUGGAAAGUUCCUCUAUCGACGCCGCUCUGCACCAAAGCAAAUAAUGUCAAGAAGCCCGUCAGAUAUACAAGUAUAAAGAAAGCGAAACCAAAAACUAUAAUCGAUAUUGCCAGAUUACUGCAGCAAAAGACCAAGGAGACCAAAGAGAGGAAAGAAUCAGUGAUCUUGAAAGCUGCUACAAGUACAACCAAACCGGCUACACCAAAUCAAUUGAAUGACGAGAUUGUUUCCAAUGCUAAAGUUCACAUUUUUACCAGCACCCUCCCAGAUAAAGUUAAUGUGGAAGGUUCUGCUACGCCUGUGGACAGUGUAGAUGUAGAAGCAGUUACAGGUUCUUCUCUGAAUAUGGCCUCCAAAAUGCCCGUAGCAGUGGGCAGAACUGAUUCAUGUGAAUCUGCACCUGCCACUGCCUUAUUCGAUUCUGCUGUGGAUUUUGCAUAUUCAAAAUGUGUCGACCAAAUGGCCACGGUAGGUCGGCAUAAUAAGUCAUGCACUGAAAUUUCAAAUGCAAAAGAUGCACCGCCCAAAGCCGUAGAGUCGGCCGCUAGUAAUGCUCCACACGAGCCUUCAACUCAAGAAGAUAUGACUACAAUCAGUCGAGUUUCUGCGACAAACACCAAAGGAGUGGAUGAUGCUGCGUCUGCCUCUAAAAAUCUCACACCAGACGUAAUCGUUGUUAGUGAUGAAAUAGUUCAUAUGCCUGAAGUUAUGGUGACCUCCAAAGCAAUGGCAACUCCUGAAGUUUCAUCUGCGCAUGAGGAUGGUCCUCUUCUACAAGAGUCAGAAGUUGUUACAGUGACCAAUGCAUCAACAUUUGUAAACAUUACUCAAGCACGGUACUCUUCACAACCUCAAUUUCCUCAAUUCAUAGCUUCCGAUUGGUCUUCAAAUGUCAAUACGGACAAAACACCUUCUAGCCGAGAGAUCAUCAAUCAUGCUGUUGGCUCAUUUCCAGUUGAGUACAUAAUGGAUAUUUCCAGAGCUGACGCUGUGGCAGUUGCCUGUGGUGAAGGCCCAACCCUUCCAGAAGAUUGUCAUGAAGAAGCCAUUCCCGUCUCAGAACUCGCCAUCCCAGAAGUCUCUUUAUUUAAAUCCGCGGAGGAUCUUCCUGUUGUUGAUGAGACCAUAUCUGCCUCUCUAUGCAAGAAGUCAGAAAAGUGCAUCAAUCUGAAGGACCCAACUCUAGCACAAACUGACGAGGUGCCUGACGCACAGCUUGAUCCAGUUAAGAGACUCUUUCUCGACAAGAUACGGGAAUACUCCACAAAGAGCCAACCCUCUGGUAGCCAUGUAGAUGCUGGACCAGAAUAUGAGAAAGUUUUCAAUGAAGAACUAACCAAACUCCAGAGACUCUUUGGGGGUGGAGACUUAAGCAAGUUCCCAGAAUUUAGGUUCUCUGAGCCUGUUCUGGAUGAAAGCAACUCAAAAUGAAAAGCACAGCAUGGCAUUGUCAUAGAAAUACAUCAUUCGUGAUGUAUUUUAAAAGGCACUAGUAUGUGAAUGAAUGACAUCAUAUUUAUGAUGUCAGCAAAUGCUGUUACAGAACUGUAGCCUACAUUUUAAAACGAAAAACAAGAGAAACGCAAAAUAAAUAAAGUUGUUUGAUAUGUGAAA